Molecule: messenger RNA, 312 nt
Organism: Ixodes scapularis (black-legged tick)
Lineage: Eukaryota; Metazoa; Arthropoda; Arachnida; Ixodida; Ixodidae
Product: cuticle protein 16.8-like
Exons: 3
Cellular component (GO): chitin-based extracellular matrix
Molecular function (GO): structural constituent of chitin-based larval cuticle
Source: RefSeq, a predicted model, not a curated record
AUGUUCUCCAAGGUCCUUGUGUGCUGCCUCUUCGCCUACGUGGCAUGCGGAGUUGUCGUGGAGCAGCACCCUCCCCAGCAAUACAGCUUCGGCUUCGACAACGUCGACGAGUUCGGCACCCGCAUGACCCGUCAGGAGACCGGAAAUGAGUUCAACAACAAGGUCGGCUCCUACAGCUAUGUCGAUGCCCUCGGAGUCAGCCGUGUGGUGAAGUACGUGGCUGACGCCACCGGCUUCCACCCCACUGUGGAGACCAACGAGCCAGGAACCAAGACCUCGGCCCCAGCCGACACUCUCCUUUUCUCCUCUGCC